Molecule: messenger RNA, 1876 nt
Organism: Equus caballus (horse)
Lineage: Eukaryota; Metazoa; Chordata; Mammalia; Perissodactyla; Equidae
Gene: KIN
Product: Kin17 DNA and RNA binding protein
Biological process (GO): DNA replication; DNA damage response
Cellular component (GO): nucleus
Molecular function (GO): double-stranded DNA binding
Source: RefSeq, a predicted model, not a curated record
CCUCCGCCAGCCCGGUUCCGCUUCCGGUUGGCAGGGCGCUGGGCUCCAGAAAGUUGUCGCUGGGGUGGUCGCGAUGGGCAAGUCGGAUUUUCUUACCCCGAAGGCCAUCGCCAACAGGAUCAAGUCCAAGGGGCUUCAGAAGCUGCGCUGGUAUUGCCAGAUGUGCCAGAAGCAGUGCCGGGACGAGAAUGGCUUUAAGUGUCAUUGUAUGUCUGAAUCUCAUCAGAGACAACUAUUGCUGGCGUCAGAAAAUCCUCAGCAGUUUAUGGAUUAUUUUUCAGAGGAAUUCCGAAAUGACUUCCUGGAACUUCUCAGGAGGCGCUUUGGCACUAAGAGAGUGCACAACAACAUUGUUUAUAAUGAGUAUAUCAGCCACCGAGAGCACAUCCAUAUGAAUGCCACUCAAUGGGAGACACUGACUGAUUUUACCAAGUGGCUGGGCAGAGAAGGCUUGUGCAAAGUAGAUGAGACACCGAAAGGCUGGUAUAUUCAGUAUAUAGACAGGGACCCGGGAACGCUCCGCCGGCAACUGGAACUAGAGAAAAAGAAGAAGCAGGACCUCGACGAUGAGGAAAAGACUGCCAAAUUCAUUCAAGAACAAGUGAGAAGAGGUCUGGAAGGGAAAGAACAGGAGGCUCCUGUCUUUACGGAAUUAAGCAGAGAAAAUGAUGAAGAGAAAGUUACAUUUAAUUUGAAUAAAGGAGCAUGUAGUUCAGCAGCAACAUCUUCCAAGUCAAGUUCUUUGGGACCAAGUGCAUUGAAGACCAUAGGAAAUGCAGCUUCAGUGAAACGGAAGGAAUCUUCCCAGAGCUCCACUCAGUCGAAAGAAAAGAAGAAAAAGAAGUCUGCCCUCGAUGAGAUCAUGGAGAUUGAAGAAGAAAAGAAAAGAGCUGCCCGCACAGACUACUGGCUACAGCCUGAAAUCAUCGUGAAAAUUAUAACCAAAAAACUUGGAGAGAAAUAUCAUAAGAAAAAGUGCAUUGUUAAGGAGGUAAUUGACAAAUACACAGCGGUUGUAAAGCUGAUGGACUCUGGAGACAAGCUGAAGCUGGACCAGACUCAUUUAGAAACUGUGAUUCCAGCACCGGGAAAAAGAGUUCUCGUUUUAAAUGGAGGCUACAGAGGAAAUGAAGGUACCUUAGAAUCCAUCAAUGAGAAGACUUUCUCAGCUACUAUAGUCAUUGAAACUAACUCUGGACUCCUGUACUCUGUGUCUUUAUCUCUGAGUGAAAUACUUUUUCAUCUCCAGUACAGUAAGUUUUAGUAUUUGGGGGGAUAACGGACCACUUGGAGAGUCUAAACAAAAUUCUGAACUCUCUCCAAAAAACUGCGCAUAACCGCCAAAUUUUGUGAGUUUUCUUAAGAAGUUCAUAGGCUCCCUAAACCCGUCUGGGGACUGAUUAGGGAAUGUGUGUCUCAGGAAGGUGUUCUGGAAAAGCCAUUUAGGUCCUUACUUGAGAUAAAUCCCUUUUAAGUAAAUUAAGCUUUUCUUUUCUUUUUUUCCCUUUGUCUGGCAAUACUAACCUAGAAACUGUCACUGAUAUAAACUCUAUAGGAAAAAAAGGAAAAGAGAAAUGUCUUUGAGGAAUUUAUCAAUCUGGCAAAGUUAAGAGACGGAGUUUUUCUGAAAAACUCAGUAAGUUUUUCUCUCUGGCUUAAUCAUUAUAAGGUCAUGGAAAAUCUCAUAUUUCCCUGGCAAAGUAAUUCUCCUCCACUUUUUAAUUUUGUAACACUAUGCAGUUUAGAUCCUGCUUCAUGUUUUCAUCUCAGGGAAACUGAAAACAACUGAUUACUAUUGAGGAUGUUCUAGGUUCCAUCCAGAUGCCUUUGGUUUACAGUUUGUAUGAUUUUCAAGAGCUGAUUUCCUACCGCCCUC